Leptopilina boulardi is the source of this 1644-nucleotide messenger RNA. RefSeq names its product transcription factor GAGA-like. Gene Ontology annotation, cellular component: nucleus. Bases 299 to 1513 code for a protein of 404 amino acids. Lineage: Eukaryota; Metazoa; Arthropoda; Insecta; Hymenoptera; Figitidae. Gene Ontology annotation, biological process: regulation of transcription by RNA polymerase II. The record is from RefSeq and is a predicted model, not a curated record. The transcript is spliced from 6 exons. Gene Ontology annotation, molecular function: protein binding.
ACCAGAGAAAAUUUCCUUCAAAGCCUGUGUGUGAGUUAAUUUCCUUUUUAUAGUCUGGUGUUUAUCAUAAAUAUUUAUCAUUUGAAAAUUGAAUUUACUAGUGAAAAAUAUAUAUUUUUCUAACUCUAGUGUUAAAUAAUAAAUAAAACAAUUUAAAGUACCGUUUUUUCUCUUCAAUUUCCAAAUGUAAUUUCCAUUAAUUGUCGAAAAAAAAAAUAAGUUUUAUUAUAAAAUCGUCAAUUUAGUUCAUUCGUAGAGUUUUUAAAACUCCAACAACAACAACAAAAAAAAAGAGAGGAUGGGAAGCAGUGGUCAACUUUAUAGCCUCUCGUGGGGUGAAUUUGGUUCAUCCUUAACCUCUGCUGUACAAAUUCUACGAGGUCAUGGAGAUUUAGUCGAUGUUACUUUAGCAGCAGGAGGACGAAGUUUUCAAGCUCAUAAAAUUGUUCUUUCGGCUGCAAGUCCAUUUCUUCUUGAUUUGUUAAAGGAUACACAGUGUGAACAUCCGGUAGUAAUGUUAGCGGGAAUUGGUGCCGAGGAUUUGGAGACUAUUUUGGAAUUUGUUUAUCGAGGUGAAGUCAGAGUGGAACCUUCAAAAUUGCCUUCUCUGCUACAAGCAGCCAAUUGUCUAAAUAUUCAUGGACUAACACCACCAACGAUAGUACCUGAAAAAGUGGAGGAAAAAGCACCUUCAACAACAACAGUUACUGGUGAAACGUCAAAAGAAGCAACGUCUUCUGUUUCAAGUAGAAAACGAAGAAAAAAAAGAAAGACCACAUCAACAUCAGCGGAAAAAUUAAGAAAAAUUGAAACCACCGAAAGAGAAAUGAGGUAUUUGGAACGUGCCAACAAUAGAAAUAUGGAAUUAAAUCGCAAGAAUGAAGAAACCGAAGAUGGUAAAAGCAAAUUUUUAUUUUCAGGUAUGGAUCAUCGUGGUCCAUCGCCAUCACUUGUUCGUCCCGUGCCAAUGAGUGAAAAUCUUCAUCAUGAAUCUACCUCCGAUUCAGAACCACCUCUACUACAUACAUUAAUGCCAAUGCAACCAUAUUCACCGCUUCAUAUUCCACAAUUUCCCGCAUCAUUGGGCAUUGGUUAUCCGCCAUUGUCUUGCGUUUCACAAAAUCAAAGUUUAAUUGCAGCUGCAGCGGCUGCUGCGGCCGCAGCAGCAUCAUCUGGUAAAAUACGUGGCGCCUCCGAUUGUCCUGGUGUUUGUCCAUUAUGUGGUGCAACAUUACGUCAAGCAAGAAAUUUACGUCGACAUUUAUUGUCAUCUUGUAAAUAUAGAUUAAAUAGUUUCGCUGGUUUACGUAGUCAUUCACCAUCUGAUUCAAUGAUGAUUGAAGUUAAACCCGAAGUUGAUGUCACAAAUUAUUCGGCGCACGAUUCAUUUAAAUUAGAAGAAAACAGUAGUUGUGAGCAAAUUAUUUGUAAACCAAGUUUAUUACCAUCGCCUUCGACACAUGUCUCUUCACAUAAUAGUAAUGUUGUUUCAUCGCCAAAAAUAGCCAGAUGAAAAUGAAUUUAAUUUUAAAUUUUAUUAUAAAAAAAAAUUGUUUUUUUUUUUUUUUUUUUCAUUGAAAUUUCAACAAUUUUCUCUAGAAAUUAUUAAUUAUUAAUAUUAUUAAAAUUAUUAUUUUUAUUAGA